This is a messenger RNA of Musa acuminata AAA Group (dessert banana), 1509 nucleotides long. RefSeq lists its product as uncharacterized. The record is from RefSeq and is a predicted model, not a curated record. The transcript is spliced from 10 exons. Gene Ontology annotation, cellular component: VCP-NPL4-UFD1 AAA ATPase complex. NCBI's taxonomy places the organism in Eukaryota, Viridiplantae, Streptophyta, Magnoliopsida, Zingiberales, Musaceae. The coding region runs from base 16 to 1317 and encodes 433 amino acids. Gene Ontology annotation, molecular function: polyubiquitin modification-dependent protein binding.
ACAUGCAGGUGUCCUAUGCACGCGGUCCGCAGGGCUUUCCCAAUUCCCAUCUCUCUAACUCGUCUUCCUUAUGUUGAAAUAGAAUACGCAUCUAUCAUCAUCGGAGAACCAACUCAUAUACCGAGUCGGUUCUCUCGGAGACUUGGUUUCCCAGUUCAAGCUCUUGCUCUCUUUUUCUCUCUCUCUCUCUCUUUCUCUUGCUCGAUCGAGGGUCGCAGCCCUGAUCGAGCACCGCCAUCUCACGUUAUUACCCCGCUCCCGUCCCCUUUUCUUCGCCACCAACCGGUCAUCAACCAGAACACCGCAGGCAUCAGUCUGAAGGGCCAAGCACUUGGAUCUGGAAGCAAAAUGUUUUUUGGGGGAUUUAAUUAUUAUGGGAAUUCAUUCGAGCAGACUUACCGUUGUUAUCCAGCUUCAUUCAUUGAUAAGCCACAAUUGGAGAUAGGUGAUAAAAUUAUAAUGCCGCCUUCUGCUCUUGAUCGUCUUGCUUCUCUACACAUUGAUUAUCCAAUGCUAUUUGAGCUCCAUAAUGCUGCGACUGAGCGUGUUUCACACUGUGGUGUUUUGGAGUUCAUUGCAGAAGAAGGCAUGAUAUACAUGCCAUAUUGGAUGAUGCAAAAUUUACUUUUACAAGAGGGAGAUAUUGUCCGUGUCAAAAAUGCCACCCUCCCCAAGGGUACAUAUGUGAAGCUGCAGCCUCACACAAAAGACUUUUUGGAUAUCUCAAACCCCAAGGCCAUUUUGGAAACGACAUUAAGAAACUUCUCAUGUUUAACAACUGGUGACAGUAUAAUGGUAGCAUACAAUAACAAGAAAUACUACAUAGAUAUCGUGGAAACAAAGCCCUCUUCUGCAAUUAGCAUUAUUGAGACAGACUGUGAGGUUGAUUUUGCUCCCCCGCUUGAUUAUAAAGAGCCUGAACGGCCCCAAACUUCUUUAACAAGAAGCAAUGCACCAGAACAAGCUCAUCACGAUCUGCAAAAUGAAGCCGAAGUUGAAAAGAAAUUUACCCCAUUUGUGGGUGUUGGAAGAAGGUUGGAUGGAAAGCCUUCUAAGGAGAAUACUCCAAGUAUUGGUUCCUCGGUGAAGGAUAAUAAAUCCGAAACGAUAGAUGGUACGAAGCGGUUAUCACCGUCCAAUUCGGAAGGCAGCUCUUCUCGUCAAGCUAAGGGAAAGCUUAUUUUUGGUUCAAAUGCAAAUCGUACUCCAAAAGAAGAACCAAAGGUUGCCCCCAAGGAAGCAAAUGAACAACCUGAAAAGAAAGAAGAACCCAAGUUCCAGGCCUUUUCUGGGAAGAAAUACUCAUUGAAGGGUUAAUCAAGUGAAGUUGCUCUAUACAUUCUUAGUAUUUAAAAGGUUUUAUAAACAUAUCAUACUUUCUUGAUAAGUAAAGCACUCCUCUUUGGAUCUUCUUAAUGUAUGAUUUUAAGGUUUCACCUGCCAUAUUAAUGUUAUUCUCUAGAAGCUGUUUCAGUCGAUUGCUUUAAUAAAUUAUCUACUAUUAUCUCA